UGAGAAAUGUGAGCUGACGCAUAUACCCAGUACAUUCAGAGGCUUAUCAGCAAGUCCGCCACAGAAAGAACAGAAGGAUACUUCGACACGUUCUCGCUAGACCUGAUACAUCUGCCAAAUCCAAGUCUGUGAAAACCCGUGGAUAGGAGUUUUACCCCAUAUCCAAUCAUAUUGGUCGCCUCCUUCAGGCACGGCUGCUUUCAAGCAGGCACAGUACACAGACGGACAAGUCGUAGAUCUGCACAGCCAUGCUAUCCACCCGCUCAGUCUAUCUGUAGCACUACCUCAUAACACACAAUAUGAAGUGGCAUUAGCUGGUGCUAGUCAGCCAGUGCCAGGAACUCAUGUUGAGCAUGCAGUGUCCAUGGACCCGCCUGCUUUGCCGCGAAAGCGCAAGGCGCCGACCCUUCGCGCGGACGACUGGGAGUCGUAUAAGGAACGCAUUCUCGACUUGUAUGUUGAGCAGAAGUUGCCCUUAAAAACGUUUAGGCAGAAAAUUGAGGCGGAAUAUGGUUUCAAAGCUGAGUCACGGCAGUACCGAACGCGAAUCAGUCAGUGGGGUAAGGACAAGAAUAUCAAGCCAGAAGAGAUGGAAGCGAUCGUGCGAAAGCGUCAGAAGAGGAAGCUUAUCGAGACCAACAAGGGUCAGCUUAAAUUUGAGGUGCGAGGCAGCGAAGUUGAGCCGCAGAUGAUUGAGCGGCGGAUGAAGAGGCACGAGGUAGUGGACAGCUUCCUCUAUGCGCCUAGUCCGGCAGCAUCCACGCCGUCUGCUGUAGGAUGCCAUACGAUUUCUGAGCGAGGAUCUCCUGCGCCGAACUCUGUGUAUUCGCCGACCGCUUCGGUCUGGUCGCCUGGAGGCAUAUAUCUAGCGGGCCAGAGUCCGCAGAUAAUAUCUCCUCCUGUGUCAAUCUCAAGCAUUGUUCAGACUAGCAGUAGUGCCUUUACUGGAAAGAGCCCCAGUUUGGCAUACCGAUCACUCGUGGACGUCCACGGCAACUUCCUGCCUACCUCUGGCGUUUUUGAGGCCGGGGUGCACGUUGGUCGACAAUCGCGAUAUAGAGAAGAUGAAGAAUAUCGUCUGCAAGAUCAGAUCCAUAUGGUGGAAAGCACGUCCGGGACCAAUUCUUUAGAGAGAUUGAGUAUACUGUGCAGACUCGGAAAUGCGCUCAUAUGUCAAAGGUGUUAUAGAGCAGCCGAGGAGACUGCCCGCAAGCUGUUAGAGGGUUGUGAAAGCCAGGAAAACAAUAGUGACAAAGACGAGAGGAAGUCGAGGCUUUAGAUUUUUUAGGUGAAAUACUAACCUAUCAAGGUAUGUAUGACGAGGCGAAUAGACUAUUACGGCGAGCACUACAAGGCAGAGAGAAGUUGCUUGGACACGAUCAUCCCGACACGCUCACUAGCGUUGAUAGCCUUGGGUGGGUAUUAGAGCGCCAGGAGAGGUACGAUGAGGCCGAAGCGCUACUUCGACGAGCGUUAGAUGGGAGAGAGAAGUCGCUUGGACACGAUCAUCCCGCCACGCUUUAUAGCGUAUACCAUCUCGCAUUCCUCUUCCAUUAACAGCGCCUUUAUAAGACAUCUCUAGAACUCUACGAGCGAGCCUGCGUUGGAUACCAGCUUAAACUUGGUGCGUUACAUCCUGAUACACUUGCAUGUCAAAAGGAUCGGGAGUCUGCUAUGGAGGGCAUGCGAAUAAAAUAAGCAUUCUUAGAUCGUUAAAUAUUUAGAGAGCUGCACGAAGUAAUAGUAGGUACCUAGAGGUACUCGAUGACACUACGCCA
Messenger RNA from Pseudovirgaria hyperparasitica, 1778 nucleotides. RefSeq lists its product as uncharacterized. Lineage: Eukaryota; Fungi; Ascomycota; Dothideomycetes; Acrospermales; Acrospermaceae. The transcript is spliced from 3 exons. The record is from RefSeq and is a predicted model, not a curated record. Bases 365 to 1279 code for a protein of 304 amino acids.